AUGCCUGCCCCUACCGCCACCCUUGUUCCGGUCGUCCGUAUCGAGAUGGGCAUCAACAAAAACACAGGCCAAGCACCGGCGACGUUCAACACCAGCACGUUAUGGAUGCGGGUAGGGGGCCCAGUGGAACUCUUCACUCCGCCGCAGCAACAGGCUGAGGGGCUGUUGAUCAGGAGUUCAUGGAUUGCCUCACAGUGCGUGGAACGGUGUUGCCAUGUAGAUGGUGCCUCUAUCACGGGUUCCGCCGUCACGGCCAACCUCCGUUUGCACCUGAGCACCGGCCAUACGUGGCCUCUCUCCAUGUUUGAGCGCAGGACCUUGAGAGGCUUGACGGACCGUAGACCAAUGUCGCCGGGACAGGGGUUCGGUUUCUGCUGCGCCGAGGACGCUGGGAGAAACCCGGGCCAGUACCUUCCGGACCUUCAGUCUGAAGCGAGGGCACCAAGUGCGGUCAUCACGGACUCCGGCCUGCAGCUCGAGGUUCAGAGCACGGGGUACAUACCCCGCGUCCAUUGAUAUGAGGUUAUGCAUCUUUGGGAAUACAACAAGGUGGACGGUUGCUGUCAGGCGUCAGGAUCUUGCUGUUGUGUUACCGCACGAGGCGCGGGUCAUUUUCGGUUCCCAACGCGCCUGUUUAACAGCAGGGGAUGGACCGUCUCCCUCCGGGUUGGUCUACCCCGGGACAUGGCUUGGGCCUUAAUGCUUUUGUGUAACGGUGGAAUGGCUCGCACACCAUCAGAAGACGGCCGAGACACCAUGUGCGCAGGUGAAAAUGGCGUGACGACGGGCGAGUCUUUCUUUCUCUCGGAUGCCACUGACGGAUAGCUUGGGAGGAGUGUCAUGGGAGCGGAGAGCAGAAG
Messenger RNA from Thermothelomyces thermophilus ATCC 42464, 860 nucleotides. RefSeq lists its product as uncharacterized. The record is from RefSeq and is a predicted model, not a curated record. The coding region runs from base 1 to 516 and encodes 171 amino acids. The transcript has 4 exons. NCBI's taxonomy places the organism in Eukaryota, Fungi, Ascomycota, Sordariomycetes, Sordariales, Chaetomiaceae.